This is a messenger RNA of Syngnathus acus (greater pipefish), 1523 nucleotides long. RefSeq names its product distal-less homeobox 3b (gene dlx3b). Bases 147 to 1001 code for a protein of 284 amino acids. Gene Ontology annotation, molecular function: RNA polymerase II cis-regulatory region sequence-specific DNA binding; DNA-binding transcription factor activity, RNA polymerase II-specific. Lineage: Eukaryota; Metazoa; Chordata; Actinopteri; Syngnathiformes; Syngnathidae. The transcript has 3 exons. Gene Ontology annotation, biological process: epithelial cell differentiation; regulation of transcription by RNA polymerase II; embryo development. The record is from RefSeq and is a predicted model, not a curated record.
CCAGUCAUGCCACAAGCAAGUUCUUGCAGCUCCAAGACUUUAAGUGGACUUUGCCCCUGAAAGAAGCUCUCUUCCUUCAUCCACGCGUGGAUUUAUCCCAGCGAGGGAGUCCCCCCUCCCAACCCACCCCCCCCUUCCACACAAGCAUGAGUACCGAGCAGCUCUACGAGAAGAAAAUCUCCAGUAUUCUGACCGACCUUCCCGGAUCUAUGAGCUCCCACCCGAGCUCCAAGGACUCUCCGACUCUGCCUGAGUCCUCCGUGACGGACAUGGGCUACUACAGCACGGCGCAGUCGGCCCACGGCCAUCCCGAGUACUACCAGGGUCAAGCGUACGGACAGCCCAUGAACUCUUACCAUCAUCACCACCAGUUUAACCUGAACGGAAUGGGAGCCGCUGGAGUGUACGCUACCAAAUCAGAGUACCCUUACACGAACAGCUACAGACAGUACGGACAUUAUAACAGAGAUCACCUGCAGGCGUCACCUCCCAGCUCAGUUAAAGAAGAGCCAGAGCCGGAGGUCCGCAUGGUGAACGGCAAACCGAAAAAGAUCCGCAAACCCCGAACCAUCUAUUCCAGCUAUCAGCUCGCUGCUCUCCAGCGGCGCUUCCAAAAGGCGCAGUACCUGGCUCUGCCCGAGAGAGCCGAACUCGCGGCUCAACUGGGACUGACCCAAACACAGGUCAAGAUCUGGUUCCAAAACCGGCGAUCCAAAUUCAAGAAGCUGUACAAGAACGGCGAGAUGCCCCUAGACCACAGCCCCAACGCCAGCGACUCCAUGGCGUGCAACUCGCCGCCCUCCCCCGCCGCCUGGGACAGCGGCACCCCCCAAAGCGGCACCCCCCUCAGCCGAGCUCAGGUGCCGCAGCCGGCGCAUAGCUCGUCGCCGCCAUACAUGGACGAUUAUAGCAACCACUGGUACCAGCAGGGAUCCCACCUACAGCAUCCGGGCACCGUGCACCACCCCGUCCCACCACAGAGCGUGGGAGCUGUUUAUUAACACGCCAAGACUUUUUUUUUUUUUAAAUCAUCAAGGUCUACCAAAGAAUGCAUUGGAGCGGGAACAAGCCUGAAGAUGAUCCAGUCAUCCACACCAGAACAUUUUCUUGUUCCAUUCACAAAAAGGGAUUUGUGAUCACUUGUAGCGACGUAUUUAAAGGACAUCUGACGUGUUUUUUUGUUUUUUUUUAAAUAAUUUAUCACCUCUGUUAUAUUCCCCAUGUUCUCUUUUUGUAAAGAUAUGCAACGUUAUUUUUGUUAAAGUGUAACCACGCAAUGACAGAAAUAAUUUCCCUACUUUCAAUAACUCAUGCCAAGCGUCACAUUAAUUAAACUCAGGUUAUAUUUAUAAGGAUUUGUACAAAGCGUCAAAGGCUGUAAAUACGUGUUGAUAUAGAACCACUAUUUUGAUCAUAUUUGUUGGAGCGACACGAUUGUGGUUCUCCCUGUAGAAGUCAUUUUAUAUUCAUGUCGUUUGCUCACUCGUUGCCUUCUUGUCCUUUGAAUAAAAAUGUUAAUUGCA